Messenger RNA from Fundulus heteroclitus (mummichog), 2160 nucleotides. It is a transcript of the gene hspa1b, whose product is annotated as heat shock protein family A (Hsp70) member 1B. Gene Ontology annotation, cellular component: cytoplasm; blood microparticle; vesicle. Gene Ontology annotation, molecular function: heat shock protein binding; ATP binding; misfolded protein binding. Gene Ontology annotation, biological process: cellular response to unfolded protein; protein refolding. Lineage: Eukaryota; Metazoa; Chordata; Actinopteri; Cyprinodontiformes; Fundulidae. The transcript has 2 exons. The coding region runs from base 174 to 2090 and encodes 638 amino acids. The record is from RefSeq and is a predicted model, not a curated record.
AACCCGGGUGUUGCUAUAUAAGCAAAGGGCCUGACUUGGUGCUGGCAGUUUUCAGAAGACACACCUGAAGGCAGAAGCUGACGAGAACGAACUUCCCAGAGGAAAUUCCUCUUCACCCCCAAAUCCUUCAGCUACAAGGAGAUCAGCGCUGACUGUACAACUAAACAAGGAAGAUGUCAUCAGCUAAGGGAAUAUCCAUUGGCAUCGAUCUGGGCACCACCUACUCUUGCGUUGGGGUCUUCCAGCAUGGAAAAGUGGAAAUCAUCGCCAACGAUCAAGGCAACAGGACCACUCCUAGCUAUGUGGCCUUUACUGACACAGAGAGGCUCAUCGGAGAUGCUGCCAAGAACCAAGUUGCCAUGAACCCCACCAACACAAUCUUUGAUGCCAAACGUCUCAUUGGAAGAAGGUUUGAUGAUGCAGUGGUCCAGUCUGACAUGAAGCUCUGGCCCUUUAAGGUGAUCAAUGACAACGGGAAGCCUAAAGUCCAGGUGGAAUACAAGGGAGAAAUUAAGACUUUCUGUCCUGAGGAGAUUUCUUCAAUGGUCCUGGUUAAAAUGAGAGAAAUAGCCGAGGCUUUUCUGGGACAGAGUGUGUCAAAUGCGGUAAUCACAGUGCCAGCUUACUUUAAUGAUUCUCAGAGGCAAGCCACAAAGGAUGCCGGAGUGAUCUCCGGAAUAAAUGUCCUGCGGAUCAUAAAUGAGCCCACAGCAGCAGCCAUUGCCUACGGCCUGGAUAAAGGCAAAAGAGGAGAGCGCAAUGUCCUCAUCUUUGAUCUUGGGGGAGGCACUUUUGACGUGUCCAUCCUGACCAUUGAGGACGGCAUAUUUGAGGUGAAAGCCACAGCGGGGGACACACACCUUGGCGGGGAGGACUUUGACAACCGAAUGGUCAGCCACUUUGUGGAGGAGUUUAAAAGAAAACACAAGAAAGAUAUCAGCCAGAACAAGAGAGCCGUGAGGAGACUGCGCACAGCUUGUGAGAGGGCGAAGAGGACCUUAUCCUCCAGCACUCAGGCCAGCAUUGAGAUUGACUCACUGUUUGAGGGCAUUGACUUUUACACCUCAAUCACAAGGGCACGCUUUGAGGAGCUCAAUUCGGACCUCUUCAGGGGAACACUGGAACCUGUUGAGAAGGCCCUACAAGAUGCUAAGCUGGAUAAAUCCAAGAUCCAUGAAAUUGUCCUAGUUGGUGGCUCAACAAGAAUCCCCAAAAUACAGAAGCUCCUACAGGAUUUCUUCAAUGGUAGAGAUCUAAACAAAAGUAUCAACCCUGAUGAGGCGGUGGCCUACGGUGCAGCCGUCCAGGCUGCUAUCCUCAUGGGGGACACCUCAGAGAAUGUCCAAGAUUUACUGCUCCUGGAUGUGGCGCCCUUGUCUCUGGGCAUUGAGACAGCUGGUGGAGUUAUGACCCCCCUUAUCAAACGGAACACCACCAUCCCUACGAAGCAGACUCAGAUCUUUUCCACGUACUCAGAUAACCAGCCAGGCGUCCUGAUUCAGGUGUAUGAAGGCGAGAGAGCCAUGACCAAGGACAACAAUCUCCUGGGAAAGUUUGAGCUCACGGGUCUCCCCCCUGCUCCCAGAGGAGUGCCACAGAUAGAGGUCACCUUUGACAUUGAUGCCAACGGCAUCCUAAACGUGUCUGCUGUCGACAAAAGCACCGGCAAGGAAAACAAAAUCACAAUCACCAACGACAAGGGCCGACUCAGCAAAGAUGAGAUCGAGAAGAUGGUGCAGGACGCAGACAAGUACAAGGCAGAGGAUGACCAGCAGAGAGAGAAGGUUGCGGCGAAGAACUCCCUGGAGUCCUACGCCUACCACAUGAAGAGCAGCGUUGAGGAUGAGUCCCUGAAAGGAAAAAUCAGCGAGGAGGAAAAAAAGCUGGUCGUUGACAAAUGCAAUCAGACAAUUUCCUGGCUGGAGAACAACCAGCUGGCGGAGAAGGAUGAGUAUGAACAUCAGCAAAAGGAGCUGGAGAGAGUGUGCAAACCAGUUGUGACAAAGUUGUACCAAGGAGCAGCAGCAGGAAGCUGUGGCAGCCAGGCUGGAGAUACCUCUCAGGGUCCCACUAUCGAAGAGGUUGACUAAAACUACGGACUGCUUCAUUUCACUACUGGAGAAAAUUUUCUGACUGAUGUUCGUUUUCUAAAAAAAAAAA